Eruca vesicaria subsp. sativa (arugula) is the source of this 1668-nucleotide messenger RNA. Lineage: Eukaryota; Viridiplantae; Streptophyta; Magnoliopsida; Brassicales; Brassicaceae. The record is from the annotation of a GenBank genome assembly.
AUGAUGCUUUCAGUGGUCGUUGCGAUCCUUGUCUGCCUUGUAGGCUACAUUUACCGAUCACUGAAGCCUCCACCGCCGCGAGUCUGCGGCGUUCCUAACGGUCCUCCUAUUACUUCUCCGAGAGUCAAGCUCAGUGAUGGAAGAUAUCUUGCUUAUAGAGAAUCUGGCGUUGAUAGAGCCAAUGCUAACUACAAGAUCAUCGUUGUUCAUGGAUUUAACAACUCCAAAGACAUGGAAUUUCCCAUCUCUAAGGAUCUUAUUGAGGAACUAGGGAUAUACUUUUUGUUUUUCGAUAGAGCAGGAUAUGGAGAAAGUGAUCCACACCCUUCACGCACAGUCAAAAGCGAAGCAUAUGACAUUCAAGAACUCGCUGAUAAACUCAAGAUAGGACCAAAGUUCUACGUUAUAGGGUUAUCAGUCGGUGCGUACUCGGUUUAUAGCUGCCUCAAAUACAUUCCCCACAGAUUAGCUGGUGCAGUUUUAGUGGUUCCAUUUGUCAGCUAUUGGUGGACUAAAGUGCCUCAGGACAUACUGAGUAAAGCGUUCAAGCUAUUACCCGAAGAUAUCCGGUGGACGUUUAGAGUGGCACAUUAUGUUCCUUGGCUCUUGUAUUGGUGGUUGACUCAAAAAUGGUUUCCGUCUUCGAGUAUAAUCUCUGGGAACAGUGCGUUAUUCAGCGACACAGACUUGGUCAUCAUAAAGAAGAUGUUGGAGAAUCCUAGUCCUCACAUGGAAAAAGUUCGGCAACAAGGAGACCAUGAAUGUCUUCACCGAGACAUAAUCGCUGGAUUUGCGACAUGGGAGUUCGACCCGACUGAACUGGAAAACCCGUUUACUGAAGGUGGAGGAUCAGUCCACAUGUGGCAAGGUACCGAAGAUAGAUUUGUUCCACGCGAAAUUAACGAAUAUAUAUCAAAGAAGCUUCCAUGGAUUAAGUACCACGAAGUCCAAGGUUAUGGACAUCUUCUAAGUGCCGAGGAGAAUAAAUGUGAAGAGAUUAUUAAGGCGCUUCUUGUCGAUAAGCUCCAGAGUGAAGCCGUGAAAGAAGGCAUCUCCGCCAUUUUCACUCACUGCAAAGAGACUAAGCCUCGCAAGUUCACCGAGACUAUUGAACUCCAGAUUGGUCUUAAGAACUAUGACCCUCAAAAGGACAAGAGGUUUAGCGGUUCUGUCAAAUUGCCUCACAUUCCUAGGCCUAAGAUGAAGAUUUGUAUGCUCGGUGACGCCCAGCACGUUGAAGAGGCUGAGAAGAUUGGGUUAGAGUCUAUGGAUGUGGAAGCUCUUAAGAAGCUGAACAAGAACAAGAAGCUUGUUAAGAAGCUAGCUAAGAAGUUCCAUGCUUUCCUUGCUUCUGAAUCAGUCAUCAAGCAGAUCCCACGUCUCCUUGGUCCUGGUCUCAACAAGGCAGGUAAGUUCCCAACUCUUGUGAGCCACCAAGAGUCUUUGGAAGCCAAAGUGAAUGAGACAAAGGCAACAGUGAAGUUCCAACUCAAGAAGGUUCUUUGCAUGGGUGUCGCUGUUGGAAACCUUGGCAUGGAAGAGAAGCAGGUCUUCCAGAAUGUUCAGAUGAGCGUUAACUUCCUUGUUUCCCUCUUGAAGAAAAACUGGCAAAAUGUGAGGUGCUUGUACUUGAAGAGCACAAUGAGUCCACCCACCAGGGUUUUCUAA